Molecule: messenger RNA, 1277 nt
Organism: Acanthaster planci (crown-of-thorns starfish)
Lineage: Eukaryota; Metazoa; Echinodermata; Asteroidea; Valvatida; Acanthasteridae
Gene: pcgf6
Product: polycomb group ring finger 6
Source: RefSeq, a predicted model, not a curated record
CCCAGUUCGUUCGGCCCGCGCUUCACCUAAACCCAUCCAGCCCAGCUAAGGCGUUUGUUGCCUGAGAAGAAGUGUUGGAGUUGAAGCAGUUGUUUUUGGACGUUAGCUAUGUCACGGCAGUCAGGGUCGCAAGGAAAUUCUUGGAGAUACAAGGAAUUACGAGGCAGACCUAAACCACUUGUGAUAAGACUUACAUCAGUCAACCCGUACAUCACUUGUCAUUUGUGUGGCGGAUACUUGGUGGAUGCAACUACAAUUAUUGAAUGCCUGCACACCUUUUGUAAAAGUUGCCUCGUGCAGUACCUGUACACCAGCAAGCGAUGUCCCACCUGCGAUACCCUCAUUCACGAAACCAACCCAUUCAGUUGCAUCAGACUUGACAGAACGAAGCAAGAUAUCCUCAACAAACUCCUUCCGUAUGUCGCAUCAGAUGAAACAGAGAACCAGAAACUGUUCUACAAGAGAAGGGGAAUCACAGCACCUCAGAAAGGGGACUCCCGUACUCCUAGUCCAUCACCCCCUCCCUCGCUAACUCCGCCGUCGUCAGUCUGUCAUAUUACAGACACACACAUAUCCAUACUACUGGAGUUUAUAGGGGCAUGUAACAGCUUCAAGAAGAACGGACAAAUUCCCAAAAAGUUUGUGCGAGUGUCCCUGGAUGCGUCCAUCAGGCACAUUCAGCGGUUCCUCAUGCGGAAACUGCAACUCGGCGAUAACUACGAGGUUGACAUUGUUUGUGGUAUGGAUAUCAUGGAACCAGACCUGACACUCAGAAUGCUCAGUGAGCAGGUGACGGAUGACCAGUUCCAAGACGGGUUGCUCCUCCUUCACUACAGUCUGGUAGAUGCGGAAGUCCAGGAAGUGUACGAUGUUUCCUGAGAAAAACGAAACUGACCCCGUCAUGGCAACAGGCAGACUGAGUGUCGCGUCGCCAGCAUUUUGGACUUUGUUGUGGUGAUCUGAAUCAAGAGGUUACUCUGUUUUGGAUACCAUUCAUUUUUCAAAUCUCAACAAAUGUGUGAGGAGGCUCUGCAUAUUUGUACAGGAUGCUUGAGGCUGUCUCUGAAUGGUGCUGUGAUUAUUUCCUCCACCCCACCUUGCUUCCACCCACAUCUUUGUGCAAUAGCUGGCACCUGUCACUGCAAGAAAUAUCUAUGCAAGGAAGUGUACAUUUUUUAAUGUGUAAAUUGGCAAAACCUCUUGUCAACGAGUCCGUCUGUAAUCAUCUACUUGUGAAGUUUUGACCAUGGAGGAAUAAAUGCUCAGUUUUCAGUUCA